Messenger RNA from Neodiprion fabricii, 811 nucleotides. RefSeq lists its product as uncharacterized. The transcript has 5 exons. NCBI's taxonomy places the organism in Eukaryota, Metazoa, Arthropoda, Insecta, Hymenoptera, Diprionidae. Bases 59 to 811 code for a protein of 250 amino acids. The record is from RefSeq and is a predicted model, not a curated record.
AAUUUGUUCACGGAGCCCGACGGUGGUGCUAUCAAACGUGUUCGUGACAUCAUCAAUAAUGGCGUGUGACGUCAUAACAAUUCACUGUCAAUGCUAUUUUUUCCGAGGUGGUGUAAUGACAACGUUAGUGUUUGCGAACUCUGUGAACUCGAACGCUAUCAGUACUCAUCGUGAUCCUAACCUCCUUCGAUCAUCGAGCAACCAGGAUUCCGACAGCAAAAUGAACGAUUCCGUCGAAGUCGUUUUCCAAGAUCUUGAUGCUAAGGAAGAGUACACGUUGCAACUGUCACUGAACACUGCUCUAAGAGCACAUAACGAGGCUUCUCAAGCUGCUUCAAAUGAUGGAAUGCUCGAAGAUGCUCAGGAUGCACUGGACGAAGACGAGGAAAUGAAUGAGAAUUCUGCCGCUGCAAACAAGGAAAACUUCAGAUGGUCUGAAUCAGCUAUAAUGUUGCUCCUGGAAGAGUAUCGGCUCCGAGAACCUUCGAUGUCUUCUGGCAAGACUAGUCACGUCAAAGCCUGGAAGGAAAUCGCAGCGGUAAUGAAGCUGAAAGGCCAUAACGUGUCAGGCAGACAAUGCAUGACAAGAUUGAAUACAAUGAAGCGGACGUACAAGGCCAUCAAAGAUCACAACGGCAAAUCAGGCAAUAACAGGCGCACAUGGAAGUAUUAUGACGCAAUGGAAAGUCUGAUUGGGCAAAAACCGUUCAUGGCUCCGCUGGCGACUAUUUCCUCAACCGCACCUCAGAAUGAUGUCGAGAGUAGUAGCUCAUCAGUUGCCAGUGCAACUAACCAAGUUACUCGUGAGUAA